Schizophyllum commune H4-8 is the source of this 2126-nucleotide messenger RNA. RefSeq lists its product as uncharacterized. The record is from RefSeq and is a predicted model, not a curated record. NCBI's taxonomy places the organism in Eukaryota, Fungi, Basidiomycota, Agaricomycetes, Agaricales, Schizophyllaceae. Bases 11 to 1870 code for a protein of 619 amino acids. The transcript has 10 exons. Gene Ontology annotation, molecular function: protein binding.
GUUCGCCAUCAUGGCCAGAGCACCCUUCCAAGUCGCGUGUCUUCUUCCUGGACGCACCACCGCGCCACAAACGUCCGCUCCGCCCAGCGUCGGCGUGCUCGACGAUGCGAGCCAGAAUCUCAAGUCGAGCGUGCGCAAGCGGCCCCGGCGCAGGCGCCGAUCCCACCUACUCAGGAUGCCUCUGGAGAUCAUCAGCAUGAUUCUCGCUUGCCUUCCUCCUCAAGACUUGCUCAGCAUGUCCAGGCUGUCUCGCGCGUUUCGCGGCGUCCUCCUCUAUCGCCCCACGGCACUCCCUCUGUGGCGCAGCGCGCUGCACAUCAAGCCGGGCUCCUCUCAUAUCCCGACGGACAUGAACGAGGUCCAACUCGCGCACCUCGUGUUUGGCUACGAUUGCCAGUUCUGCGGCAGCAGGCGCCACGUUGUGGCCUGCUACGCUGCUCACGUGCGCUUAUGCGGCAAGUGCGUCAGGAACCGCUUCAUGCCCUCCAGAAACCUGCCGACGUCUCUGAAGCGGAUACUACCCAGCCUCUCUGGGAGGUCCGGUAUCCUCCCGUAUGUAGAGGAUGCAUUGUCAGGAGAGACGCUGUUCUGCAAGCCGACGGUAGAUGAGUACGCGCAGGAGCUGGAUGCCAUCGCGCAGACCAACAUCGCGCCACCGGCUGAUUGGUUCAGAACAAAGAGGCGCAAAUUUCUGUCUGACCUCGAGUUCACGAACUAUUGCAAUGCUGCGCGAAUCCGCGGCCUGGCUGAGGAGUUUCAAAAUCAGCGCAAGAGACAACAGUACAGGAAGGCAGAGAUCCUCAGACACCUGGAGGAAGAAGGUUGGCAAGAGGAAGUGUCCAAAAACCCGAACGUCCUGUCCGGUGCUUCCUUCUUGCGCAACAAGGCCGUGAGAACCAUGAAGCCUCUCUCUGAGAAGCAGUGGACAAGGCUGCGCGGGAUCGCUGUCGCGCAUAUCAAAAAAGCCAAAGCUGCCCGCCUCGAGCGAGAACGGGUCGCCGCCAUCGAGGCGCUCAACGAGAGCCUGACUAGCGUACACGCCGAGUUCCGCCGCGCGCAGCCCUUCCGCGCGCUGGUGCCCACCGCCGGGGACAUGGCUAAGGCGCCCGUCGUCAGGCGCCUGUACGAGCAGCUAUCCGCCGCCCCGCCUUCCCCAGAUGCUAUACGCGCCGCGCUCGAGGCAGUCUCCCCCACAUUCGCCGACCGCUGGCGCGCGCACUGCGAGGAACUCCUCCUGGACAUCAUGCGCGCGCAGGGCGGGCCCGCCCCGGCGCGCGCGACGCUCGGCCUCGCGACGACCGUCUUCGCGCUCUGCGGCACCGACACGCUGCUCACCUACCCGCACAUCCUGUGCGAGCCCGCGCUGGACGUGCCGCUGGGCCUGCGCCGAGGUGCGGGCGGGUGGGACCCGCGCGGGCGCGUCGCGCUCGUCGCGUGCGCGGACGUGGUGCGUCGGAUGGUCGCGCUCGCCGGGCGGGACCCGCACGCGACGAGCGCGCUCGCGAUGGACGCGCUCGACCCGUGGUACUACUACCCGGACGAGGACAGCGCCGGGCGGCGGCGCGCGUACACGUGGCGCGGCAUGCUGAAGCUCGGCGCGCGCUGGUGGGGGCGGCCCUUUGCGAUGCUCGGGCCCUGGGAGACGGGGGCGGCGCGCGCGCGCGCGGGCGUUGCGUCGUUCAGCGGCGGCGAUGCGCUCUGCGCGCGGUGCGGGGCGCGGUUUUCCGCGUCUGCCGCGCUGUGCGCGCACCUGUACCAAGCGCACAGCGUCUUGAGGCCAACCGGGGCGGACGUCGUUCUCGAUUAUGGCCUGAUGAGCAGCGCUCCGACGAGGGGUGUCCUGCUCACGCUCCUCGUCGAUAGCUUGUGAAGCUCCUCGUGUUGCCAGCUUGUGAAGCUCCUCGUCGACAGCCUGUGAAGGCGUUGCGGGGCGUACACGUGCGCUCGAGGGCCGUGAGGUUUCAUGAUCGACGAGAGUAGGUGCACCAGACGACGACACCGAGGGCGAACGGCGGGCGGGUAGGUGGCGCGGCGCGCGACUCUUGGACACCUGCAAGCGCCCGAUCCUGGAUAGCUGACUCGCUAUUGAAGAGGAGUCGCCGACUCACUGAUGGAGAGGUGGUUGU